UCUGAUCUGUCUGAUGCUGCUGCUGGCGACUGGAUGCAUCUACCGGAGAUUUAACCAAAGAGCAAGGAAACAAAGGAGAGGAAGCCGACUGAUCCAGAGCGAUGAGAGAUGACACAUCAACUGUCCUUCAGAGGAAGAAGAGACGGAGAGACAUGGCUUCAGACGUGAGGUGCUUGUGUGUUGUUCUGCUCUUCUCUGGACUUCAGUUCACAACAGGCUGUGCAGUAGUGUUACCACACAUCAUGUGUUCUUCAGGAGAGUCUGUGCUGCUGCCCUGCAGGGAUAUAAACUCACAUCUCACUGAAGUCCAGUGGUGGGUUGGUGAUUCUCAGACCCACACUCUUCAUUACUCAGUGUCUCCUCUGGACGUUAUUAAAGGUCAGCGAUACAAAGACAGAGUUCAGAUUCAGGGGAAUCUCUCGCUGUCCAUCACUCGACUCAAUGUAGACGACACAGGAAUGUACUGGUGUAAAACAACAGAGGCUGACAAAGAGCGCUAUGUUUAUCUACUUGUUGAAGGUUGUUCUUUAUCAGGGAAUGAAGGAUCAGUGGAGAUCAGCAGAUAUUCAGGGGAAUCUGUGCUUCUGUCCUGUUUGGUCAAAUGUAGCGGCCGUUAUGAACCAGGUUCAGAGUUCAGAUGGAAAUUACCAAACUCCAGAGAAAUAAACCUGAACAUUAACUCUGCUGAACUCAGUCGACUCUAUCAGGGCAGAUUUCAGAUGUUUGAUAUAAAGUCAGGAAACCUCUCUCUGCUGAUCUCUAACCUGACUGAGGAAGAUGAAGGACCGUAUUCCUGCUGGAGUAAAGAGAAUCAACACAAGAGCUUCACACUCACUGUUAAAGGAUGCACACUGCCAGAGACUGAGCGGGAACUUAAAACCAAGUACACGGGUGACUCUGUGCUUCUGUCCUGCUCAUGUAAAGACUCAAACACCAAUCCUAAGCACUUCAGAUGGACCCAUGUAGAGUCCAGUGGGACUGAAGUGUCCAGUCAAACUCUGCGGUAUAAAGACAGAGUCCACACGUUUCACAAGACGACUCCAUCAAAUCUGUCUCUGUUGAUCUCCAACCUGACUGAAGAUGACCAGGGCACUUACAGAUGCACAGUUAACAACAAAACAUCCGCUCACACCAGACUCAUCGUUAAAGGCUGUGUUUUAUCCAAACAUCACAUCACCAAGAGCUCCCAUCCAGGAGGAUCCGUGAUUCUUCCAUGUUCCUGUGAAGAUCCCAAAACCAGACCGGAGCACUUUGAAUGGAAGCGAGCAGCUGUGAAUGAGACGCUGGUUUCAGACGCGGAGGAGAUCAACGGCCGAUUCCAGACCAUCAGAGAUUCUCCUCAUAAUCUCUCCUUACGCAUCUCAAACCUGACCGAGACUGACCGAAGACUGUAUGUGUGCUCAGUCAACGGCAAACAAUCCAGACACGUCAAUCUCACUCUUACAGAUUCUGCUGUUAUAAAUCCUCUCGAUUAUCAGUACUAUCUGAUAUUUCUGAUCUGUCUGAUACUGCUGCUGGCGACAGGAUGCAUCUACCGGAGAUUUAACCAAAGAGCUAAAGGAGGACGCAGAGAGAUCCAGAGAUCAAAUGAUGAGGAUGACGUGACUUACUCCAGCGUCACACAAAUUAAAGGGAAAAAAAGACCUUGCAAAAAGGAAGAAGAGGUUGUUUAUUCGACUAUGGCAGACAUGAGCAGAUCUACUCGGGAGGAGGUUUAUUCAUCUGUAGUCCACAUCAAAUCUCACAAACCACAAUCCCGACUCAUGAACACUGAGGAGGCCGUUGUCUACGCAAGUGUGCAGAAAGAGUAAACAUGACACAAACACACACCUACAAUUCUGCACUGGGUUAUUGUUUUAUGAUCAUUUUAAAGAGUUUGACGGCUUUUACAUUAACUUGAUUAGCUUUUUUUCAUGUUUACUACUAGCUUAAUUUCAUAUGGUUAGUCAUUUUGUAAAAAUUAUGACAGAAUGACAUUUCUGUUUUCUAAGAUUUUUGUAUUUUGAAGAUGAUUGGGUGAUUCAGUUUAUUUCUUAAAUACAAUUAACAUUCUGUGUACACAGUAUCAUUAAAUCUGUCUGUUUGAAGAGUAAUUACUCAAACUACAAGAGUUUCAUUGUUUAUUUCUUUAUUUAAAGCUUCCAUGUCUCGUCUUUUCAAGAAAAAGCAAAAUGAAUACACAAACAAAACAAUUAAAUAUUAACUUUCACGAUAAUAUUCUUCAUUCUAACACCUUACAUUUCACACUAAAGCAUCUGUGAAGGAAUGCAGUUAAAAACAUAUAUUAUGAAUUGAGCAAAACAAAUAUUACAACAAAUUAUAGUUCUAUAAAUUAUUCUUAAAAUUAAACUGUGCAUUUUCUCAUAUUAUUACACUAGACAUUAAAAUUAAAACAGUUAAGAGGCUGUCAGAGAUUGAUCACGUUAAACUUGUGACCUGAAAUCCAGUGUAUUAUUUGAUAUAAACUGAUAAAAUGAUGUAUAUACAGCAAUGUGUUAAAAUAUCUCUACUUUCUUUACAAAUUAUAUGAUCUGAAUAAUAUUAUUUGAGAGAAAAAGGCUUAAAAGACUUCUUUUUUUGGACAGCACUUUAUAUAUAUUGUAUACAGUAUGUGUGUGUGUGUGUGUGUGUGUAUACAGCUCUACUAUGAGUUACAUCAGUUGUAAACAGUUGCAGAGUAUAUGUCCCUGAGUUUAUUAACCGUAUUUCUAAACUCAUGGUACAGGGACAGCAUGAUCCUCUCCAGUCUUCAUAUUCACCGUUACCUGAGCUUUCCCGUUACUUUAUUUAGCAGCCAUGAAACUAGGUCACCUCGCAGGAUUCUCUGGGUAAGUGAAUCUCAUGAAAACACGUUCAGGUCAUAUAUCUAUGGAGGCCA
Molecule: messenger RNA, 2878 nt
Organism: Carassius auratus (goldfish)
Lineage: Eukaryota; Metazoa; Chordata; Actinopteri; Cypriniformes; Cyprinidae
Product: carcinoembryonic antigen-related cell adhesion molecule 5-like
Exons: 12
Coding region: 102-1811 (569 amino acids)
Biological process (GO): positive regulation of T cell proliferation; cell surface receptor signaling pathway; cellular response to lipopolysaccharide
Cellular component (GO): external side of plasma membrane
Source: RefSeq, a predicted model, not a curated record